This is a messenger RNA of Fusarium oxysporum Fo47, 1567 nucleotides long. Its product is annotated as NCBP3 domain-containing protein. The transcript has 2 exons. Gene Ontology annotation, molecular function: mRNA binding; RNA 7-methylguanosine cap binding. NCBI's taxonomy places the organism in Eukaryota, Fungi, Ascomycota, Sordariomycetes, Hypocreales, Nectriaceae. The record is from RefSeq and is a predicted model, not a curated record. Bases 209 to 1426 code for a protein of 405 amino acids. Gene Ontology annotation, cellular component: nucleus; cytosol.
CCUCAAAACCGUAAACCGCAAUUGUAUACUUGCAUCUUUUCUUCUAUUCUCCCAGCCUCUACUUCUUCUUUCAACCGCUUCUCUUUCAUCAGCGCGUUCUUUGACUUGUAUGAUUCACUGUUCAGAACACAAAGUUACUGCCCACGCACCAUCCACAGUCACAUAACACCUUCUCCAAUACUUAACACACCUCAGAUCUUGACGGACCAUGGAUCUCGAUAUUGAGAUGGACGAUGCCGUCGACACGGUUCACGACGCACCUAUUCUCGACGUCGGUCGCGAUGAUAUUCUCCAACCUGACGAGCCUGAAGAGCCUGGCGAGGUGGCCGAAGACGAACCUCCGACCGACGACUCAAAGACCCUCAUCCCGACAAAAAUCCACAUCAAGGGUGUCGACUCUCUACACACAUCCGACAUCAAAGCCUACGUCAAGGCUCACUUCGGCGAUGUCGACAGAAUCGAGUGGAUUGACGAUUCUUCCGCCAAUCUCCUCUUUCCUUCUGAACCCACGGCGCGCGAUGCAAUUGUUGCCUUGAGCUCUGUUCCCGUCGCAGAUGCCACAGCAUUGGCAAUUGGAGAGACUCUGCCUGCGAAGCCUUUUGAAGGGAAGCCAGAGAUUUCUCUCCAGGUGAGAUUUGCCAUACAAAGCGACAAAAAAGAGGUUGGUGCUGCCUUACGCAGCCGCUAUUACCUCCUUCAUCCUGAGCACGACCCCGAGGAGCGACGACGCAGGAAUCAGGAAAACCGGUCAAGGUACAGGGAUCGUGACGAUGGCUAUCAUAGGAGUGGCGAGGGCCGGCGACGACGCGCCUCUGACGAUGACGUUGAGACGUUCGAAGCCAGCAUGUACGAUGAUGCGCCUCGCCCAACACGGAGAAGACGCGACUCAGACAUAGAGGAACGACCACGCUCAUAUGCCCGCGAGAAUCAAGGCAAGGAAUUGUUUUCAGGCCGGAAAACACAACGCGACCGAUCUGCAUCUCCCAGGCGCGAUAACGACGGCGAUGAUCUAAUGGGUGAGAGGGCUAGCUCAUCUGGGAACAGAACGCGAGCGCGGGAUCUUAAGGAUCGCAUAUCAGGCAGUAACAAUUCCAAGGAGUUGUUUCCGACCAAGAAGUCGAUCAAGCAGUUUGGUGGAGGAAACUUGGAUACCCUCGAGCGAGCGAUAGGAUCAGCCCGCCUCAAGGAUGAGGAUCGCCCCAAGAUUGUUUCUGUGCCCAAUGCACGAGGCGAUGGUAACUCAUUCAACAUCCGCGGCAUGGCGAGCCAGCAGGGGAGCGGAGAGGGCUUUGCGAUUAAGGGUGCUGCUUCAGCUAACGCACGCGAAUUGUUCCCUACUAAGCUUGGUAGCACCAAUACUGGCAAGGAGCUAUUUGGAGGAGGGAGAUCGAAGCAACGACAGAAGGCCGAGGACCUUUUCUCCUAAAUGGGGACCCCAUCGAAACAUGGUACACGCUAUACAAUAGCAACGGCCGAACUGGGUCAACAAUACGGACGCAUAAAUGAUGGGUGCUGGUGACUAUAUAUAUGGUUUUGUAACGAUACCAAGGCGCAACCAAACAGAUAC